AUGCGUUCACGCGCUGCCGAAAGACAAAGUGCACCGCUGCCGGGCACACUUGCCUCCGGCAGAGAGACCACCUUGCGUGCCGCCCGUUUGCGGUUACGGAUUGUUGUGCGGCAUCCCACACCAGCACUUGUUGUUAAGUCCAUCGAUCAGACUCUCCAUCACGAGGCAGGCCACUUGCUCCUAGUGGGCGACCACAAACCCUCGCUGAUGCUGCAGGCGCGGUCCCUGGACGCGGUUUCCUUGGUAAUGCUCAUUGCUAAUCAUCGCUUUUGUCUGUUGCGAUUCUUUCUCUUCCGAUUGGAGAUUUAG
Molecule: messenger RNA, 309 nt
Organism: Ostreobium quekettii
Lineage: Eukaryota; Viridiplantae; Chlorophyta; Ulvophyceae; Bryopsidales; Ostreobiaceae
Source: the annotation of a GenBank genome assembly